Molecule: messenger RNA, 940 nt
Organism: Pelobates fuscus (common spadefoot toad)
Lineage: Eukaryota; Metazoa; Chordata; Amphibia; Anura; Pelobatidae
Product: ras-related C3 botulinum toxin substrate 2-like
Exons: 6
Coding region: 35-598 (187 amino acids)
Biological process (GO): regulation of actin cytoskeleton organization; motor neuron axon guidance; regulation of cell shape
Cellular component (GO): cell projection; cytoskeleton; cytoplasmic vesicle
Molecular function (GO): GTPase activity; protein kinase binding; GTP binding
Source: RefSeq, a predicted model, not a curated record
UCAAGCAUAGAUCGUUCAUCUGGUUAUCCCAGCUAUGCAGGAUAUUAAAUGUGUGGUUGUUGGUGAUGGAAAUGUUGGAAAGACAUGCCUCGUGAUAAGUUAUGAAAGCAAUGCUUUCCCCAGGGAAUAUAUCCCAACUAUUUGUACUGUGGUGGUAGAAAGAAAAACAGUGAAUUUGGCAUUAUGGGAUACAGCUGGGCAAGAAGAAUAUGACAAACUGAGGCCACUUGCAUACCCACACACUGAUGUUUUCUUAAUCUGUUUUUCGUUGGUAUAUCCAGCUUCAUAUGAAAAUGUUCAAGAAAAGUGGUUUCCAGAAGUGAAACACCAUUGUCCUCAUAAGCCUAUUAUUCUAGUAGGAACCAAACUUGACCUUCGUGAUGACAAGAAGACCAUUGAAAAGCUUAAAAAAGAGAACAAGUCCCCAAUCUCUUUCCAACAAGGGUUGACACUAGCCAAGAAAAAUGAAGCUGUGAAAUAUGUAGAGUGCUCUGCUCUCACACAGAAAGGACUAAAAACCGUCUUUGAUGAAGCAAUCCGAGCUGUCUUUCUUCAACUACCUUCCAAGCACAAAAAAAAAAAGUGUGUUCUGCUGUAACUUCCACUGUUCUAUGCAGGACUUCUUGUCACAAUUUACUUACAUACAUCUUACAUAUUUAAUAUUAUUGCUUUUUAAUUUAAUUUCCCAUCAAUAAAACAACAAUUGUGUAAUCCUAUAUUUCCAUACUGGAGAAAAUUAUGAAACAAAUAGAGAAUAAUGUAUAUUUAAGAGAAAAAUGCGUUGUUAAAAUAUACUUUGAUUGGUGGGGAAGGUAGAGGAAUUGAGAGGUAUAGAAGGACAUUGUUACCUGUUUUGCAAAGUACCCCGCACAUUUUGAUAGAGCCCAGGAUUUGUGCCAUACUUCAUAUUGGUUUUGUAUUAACUUGCAUUAAACAUCUU